Molecule: messenger RNA, 1714 nt
Organism: Xenopus tropicalis (tropical clawed frog)
Lineage: Eukaryota; Metazoa; Chordata; Amphibia; Anura; Pipidae
Gene: atp6v1h
Product: ATPase, H+ transporting, lysosomal 50/57kDa, V1 subunit H
Biological process (GO): positive regulation of neural retina development; eye pigmentation; proton transmembrane transport
Cellular component (GO): clathrin-coated vesicle membrane; vacuolar proton-transporting V-type ATPase, V1 domain; membrane
Molecular function (GO): proton-transporting ATPase activity, rotational mechanism
Source: RefSeq, marked provisional
UCACAUACGGGAGUGUCAGGAGCUCCGGUUUAGCGGGGCAGGCCUGGGAACCGGGCUCCGGGGACGCGGAAUACACCCAUUUACUUGUAGUGCUUGUCUUCCUGUCAUACGCCAGAGAGUUCUGCUUAUUACCUGCUGAAGUGACACUAAAACAAAAAUGGAUAUUCGUGGUGCUGUUGAUGCUGCUGUCCCAACAAAUAUCAUUGCAGCAAAAGCUGCAGAGGUUCGAGCAAAUAAAGUAAAUUGGCAGUCUUAUCUCCAGGGACAAAUGAUUUCUGGUGAAGACUGUGAAUUUAUUAAAAGGUUUGAAACAUCUCUUCCUGAGGAUAAGCAAAUCAUCCUAACUAAUGAAGGCAAUCAGUGUGCUAAAACCUUCAUAAAUUUGAUGACACAUAUUUCCAAGGAGCAAACAGUGCAGUAUAUUUUAACCAUGGUGGAUGAUAUGCUUCAGGAGAAUCACCAGCGGGUCAGUAUAUUUUUUGACUAUGCUCGGCGUGGGAAAAACACAGCGUGGUCCUAUUUCUUACCCAUGCUAAACCGUCAGGAUCUUUUCACUGUUCACAUGGCUGCACGUAUAAUUGCUAAAUUGGCUGCUUGGGGAAGAGAACUGAUGGAAGGCAGUGAUUUGAACUACUACUUCAACUGGAUUAAAACUCAGCUGAGCUCCCAGAAAUUACGGGGAGGUGUCAGUGCAGUGGAAACAGGAACAGUGUCUCCAAGUGAUAGUUCCCAGUAUGUACAGUGUGUUGCUGGAUGCCUUCAGUUGAUGUUGAGGGUUAAUGAGUACCGCUUUGCGUGGGUGGAAGCAGAUGGUGUUAAUUGCAUAAUGUCAGUACUAAGUAACAAAUGUGGGUUCCAACUUCAGUAUCAAAUGAUUUUCUGCCUGUGGCUUUUAGCAUUCAGUCCACAAAUGUGUGAAUAUCUGCGUCGUUAUAAUAUUGUGCCAGUGUUAUCUGAUAUUCUCCAAGAAUCUGUCAAGGAAAAAGUGACUAGGAUCAUUCUUGCUGCUUUCAAGAAUCUGUUGGAGAAAUCUACAGAAAGAGAAACACGCCAGGAGUACGCACUCGCCAUGAUACAAUGCAAAGUACUCAAGCAGCUGGAGAAUUUGGAGCAGCAGAAGUAUGAUGAUGAGGACAUUGUUGAAGAUAUUAAAUUCCUUUUGGAAAAACUUGGUGAAAGUGUCCAGGAUUUAAGUUCAUUUGAUGAAUACAGCUCUGAGUUGAAAUCAGGCCGACUGGAAUGGAGCCCCGUUCACAAAUCUGAGAAAUUUUGGAGGGAAAAUGCUGCUCGAUUAAAUGAGAAGAACUACGAACUUCUAAAAAUCCUAACUAAACUUCUGGAAGUCUCUGAUGACCCUCAGGUCCUGGCUGUAGCUGCUCAUGAUAUUGGGGAAUACGUACGCCAUUACCCCAGAGGAAAGAGGGUGAUUGAGCAGUUGGAUGGGAAGCAGCUGGUAAUGAACCACAUGCAUCAUGAAGACCAGCAGGUCCGCUAUAAUGCAUUGCUGGCUGUCCAGAAAUUGAUGGUCCAUAACUGGGAAUAUCUCGGGAAGCAGCUUCAAUCAGAACAAGCUCCUGCAGUCGCCGCAAGAAGUUAAAUCACAAAUUGUUCACUUUGCCCAAGUGGCUUCCAUGUCUGCCCUUAUCACUUAUCACUCAUGUUUCAUUUGUGAGUGUCUGUUUUAUUUUUUCCAUUAAACAGUAUGUUGCUUGGU